UGCGUGCUGACGCUUCCCAGCAUGCAGUGCGCGAGCGAAGAUGGCGGAGGGCGGCGCGGCGGAUGUGGAGACGCAGAGAGCGGAGAUCGCGGCGCUGCUGAAGACGCCGCUGCGGAGGGCGGACACCUGGUUUCUGGUGGACAGCCGCUGGUUCAAGCUGUGGAGGAAGUUUGUGGGCUUCGACAGCUGGGACAGGCAGCAGACGGGCCAGCAGAGCGCCUACCCCGGCCCGGUGGACAACAGCGGCCUGCUCUCAGAGGGAGAUGGGCUGCUCCUCCGGGAUCACCUGAUAGAUGAGCUGGACUAUAUCCUGCUGCCCGCUGACGGAUGGAGGAGGCUGAUCAGCUGGUACGGCCUGAAGGAGGGACAGCAGCCCAUCGCACGCCAGGUACACACACACACACACACACACACACCUGACAAUGCAUUAGCCAAUGUGUCUAUCCUCUGUGUAACACAUUUGGAGACCGGCGCAGCAGUUCAGAGAACACCAGCAAUAACAACACUGAUAACACAGUCUGCCUCCAUCCAGUGCUCAUGGUGCUGUGUGAGAUGUUUAGAAGAAUGCUGGAAACCGGUAACCAUUGACUUCCACAGUAGACAAAGAAAUCCUGUAGAAGUCAGUGGAUACAGUGUCACACACACACACACACACACACACACACACACACUCUUCUGCUGUGUCUCUCCUGCAGACAGUAUCGAGCGUGAGAUGCGUAAGCUGUUCAGCAUCCCGGAUGAGAAGGAGACGCGGCUGUGGAACAGGUACAUGAGCAACACCUUCGAGCCGCUCAACAAACCCCACAGCACCAUCCAGGACGCAGGACUCUACCAGGGCCAGGUUCUGGUGAUCGAGCAGCAGAAUGAGGACGGCUCGUGGCCCCGCGGCUCCUCAUCACUAAAGUCCUCUGCUGCUGCUCUCUCUGCUCUACCAAAGAUCAGUCCCUCAUCCCUCUCAGCCAAUCACAGCAGCAGCUUCAGCAACCGCAACCUGAAGAGCCCCUACAGCAGUGUGUCGUGUUCUCCGUACAGCAGCAGCAGUGGUGUGUGUGAGCAGAGAGCAGGUCUGUGUGGACUCUCUAACCUGGGCAACACCUGCUUCAUGAACUCCGCCACUCAGUGCCUGAGUAACGUGCCCCCGCUGACCCAGUUCUUCCUGACGGAGCAGUACCAGCAGGAGCUGAACCAGGACAAUCCUCUGGGCAUGGGUGGAGAGAUCGCCAGAGCGUACGCAGAGCUCAUCAAGCAGCUGUGGGGCGCCAGGUGCAGCUAUAUCACUCCCCGACCCUUCAAGGUGCAGCACUGUGGAGAGCACAUCUCAGCGGGUCACGCGUGUCUAUGGGUCACACAUCUCAACCAGUCACACAUCCGCACACACUCUGAGCAUGCGUGCAGGUCUCGGCACUCUUCAGCUCUGAGCAGUACUCCGGCUCUCCUCAGCACACAUCCGCAUUCACUCUCUGCUUCCCUUGUUUUGUUUUUAUGUUCAGCCACUCAAAUGAUGAUGACCACACCUACAGGACCAGAGGCAAAUCGCUUCAUCCGUGCGGACACUAAAGACUGUGAGGACUCCAGCUCCCCCAAACACCACCCCAUCAACGGCAGCGCCACCAACGGGACAGCAGAGGACUGUUCGCCCAGUGAGAUGGAGACGGACGAGCCGGACGAUGAGCUCAGUGUGGAGCAGGGUGUGUCCUCGGAGAGCGACAGCAGCAGUCUGGCUGAGGAGCAGAAGCUGGAGAACGGACCCUCACUGCUGGAGCCCUGCAGGAGACUCUUCAGCCUGCAGAUCACCAACAUGGGCAAGACUGACGGAGGAGCCCUGCUGACGGGGGAGCCCCACGCACAAAUACAUUUCCAGGAGGAGCGUCUCAGCGACAGAUGUUACCUGUCCUUAGUCUGGGAGCCGGAGAUGAAGAGGAGCUUCUUCAACGAGGCGGCGGUCGAGGACUUCGAAAAGCACCACAGUAUGGACUACAAGCCCCAGAAGAAGAUGAGCUGCCGGCUGAGGGACUGCAUACAGCUCUUCACCACCAAGGAGAAACUGGGCGCCGACGACCCCUGGUACUGCCCCAGCUGUAAGCAGCAUCAGCAGGCCACUAAGCAGCUGGACCUGUGGAGUCUGCCGCCGGUGCUGGUGGUCCAUCUGAAGCGCUUCUCCUACAGCAGAUACAUGAGGGACAAGCUGGACACACUGGUGGAGUUCCCUCUGCGGGAUCUGGACAUGUCAGAGUUCCUCAUCAAUCCUCAUGCCGGGGUCUGCCUCUACGACCUCAUCGCCGUCUCCAACCACUAUGGAGGGAUGGGUGGAGGACACUACACUGCCUAUGCCAAGAAUGUGGAGGAUGGCCAGUGGUACAGCUUUGAUGACAGCAGUGUGUCGCCGGCCAGCGAGGAGCAGAUCGUGUCCAAGGCGGCGUAUGUGCUCUUCUACCAGCGCCAGGACACAGUCAGAGGCACAGGCUACUUCGCUCUGGACCGAGAGCCUCCGGCCGAGAAGGAAGAGGAGGAGGAGGAUGAAGAUGAGGAGGAUGUGAAUGACAGCGAGCAGGAGGAGGACCUGCAGCCCAGCCCAGACGUGUCCAUGAGCACCAGCUGAGCUCCAGCGCUCCUCUACAGCCAUACCAGCACUGAACACCUGCCCAGUGUACAGCCGGCGCGACUGACUCGAAUGCAGGGUUCAGCCGGCCGAGCGGAUCUGUGUGUGUGUGUGUGUGUCUGUUCACGUUCUGUAUUUGUGCACGAGUGAAGGUGUUGACCAGGUGAAUGUUCAGAAUGUUCUUCUAAUCGUGUAAACACUGCGGAUGCAGAGUUCUGGUUCAGUCUCUCCGUGUGUUUAGCUGUUAGCGUGUCUGCUAAGCUCUCCAUCUGCGGUGUUUGGACAGAUGAAUGUGCCACAUGAUGCCGUCUGCUGGAUGAGGGAUCUCCCGGUGCGGCGGCGAUGCCUUUCUCUCAGAUUUUCCUUCACCUCAGCCUUAACGGUCCUCUCAGACUGCUGCGUUUGCACACAUCUCUCUGCCCGUCAGUCUGGAGCCGGAGACUCUGAGCGGCUCGUGAAGCUGAUGGAGGACGGUGUUCGCCGGUCUCCUCCUCCAUCUCCUUCUGGCCUUCAGGUUGAUGAGUGUCCUCCUGUCUCGGACUGCGCAGGCUGAUGAACACUGUACAGCAGAAGAGUCACUCUGUGAGUGCACGUCUGGUUAUCUAUUUAUUUAUUGCACUGGAGGGCAGGAUAUGCACUGAAUGCGUCUGGGCUCGAGGCCUCCUCCGGGAACCUCCUGUGGGCUUUUGUAAAUGAACUGAUGUCCUUGCAUGACCCGGGGACGUCCUUACGCUGCACUCCAGUUCACUUUGGUUUACAUUUGAGAUGUGCAUGUGUGUUUAAAGACUGACCUAAUAAACCUGGACUUAAGUUAA
Danio rerio (zebrafish) is the source of this 3414-nucleotide messenger RNA. Lineage: Eukaryota; Metazoa; Chordata; Actinopteri; Cypriniformes; Danionidae. The record is from RefSeq and is a predicted model, not a curated record.